Somion occarium is the source of this 1047-nucleotide messenger RNA. The record is from the annotation of a GenBank genome assembly. Lineage: Eukaryota; Fungi; Basidiomycota; Agaricomycetes; Polyporales; Cerrenaceae.
GCGGAACAAACAAACGCUGUGCGCGUCGAGUGUGCAAAGUAAUAUGCAACGCACUGUAAGGAUUCUUACCGAUCGCAACAGCAAGAACAACCUUGUCAAGCGAGGUCACUAAUUAGAGUUCUGCACCGCCGUUAGAAAUUCCUGCAGUCAACCCUCAAAGUGGAAUGUCAUGAGCAUGGCCACAAAUAUUACCUUUCACCCAGGUUCAAUCAGCCAUUCCGAGCGGUCACAAUCGCUUAGACAGCGGGGAGUGACGAUAUGGUUCACCGGGCUUAGUGCAAGCGGGAAGUCUACGAUAGCGUGCGCUCUUGAGCAGCACCUAAUGCACCUGAAGAAGUUCUCUUACCGAUUGGAUGGCGAUAACAUUCGGUUCGGCCUGAAUAAGGACCUGGGAUUCGACGAAAAGUCGCGAAACGAGAAUAUCCGCAGAAUCGGCGAAGUCUCAAGACUCUUCGCCGAUUCGUGCUGCAUAUGCUUAACUGCCUUUAUUUCGCCUUAUCGCGCUGAUCGUGCCAUCGCUCGUGAACUACAUAACGAAAGUGGACUGGAAUUCAUCGAGGUAUUUGUAGAUGCACCGCUGGACGUCGUAGAACAGCGCGACCCAAAGGGGUUGUAUAAGAAAGCCAGAGCCGGUGAAAUCAAAGACUUCACUGGCAUUUCUGCUCCAUAUGAGCCUCCAGUCGACCCUGAAAUUCAUUUGAAGACAAAUGAAUCCGAUGUCACCGACUGUGUACGAAUUAUCACCGACUACCUCUCGGGAAAAGGAUACAUCUAGAUCACUAGAACAAUACCAUAGAUAAAACAAUCAGGAUUCUAGAACAUCUUCUGUACCAUUCACCAACGCAGAAGUUGCAGCGCUUGCCUCGGUGAACACUGCACCGUCUGUGACAACAUGCUGAUCCUCGGGCUCUUGCUCCUCCACUAUUGCAUCCUGACUUGUCUCAUCGAGAAUUUGUGUCAGGCCCAGCUCCACCAUCGAUAGCCACUGGGCGAGAUCAUUGACUGUUGAUGCGAGAUAUGCACAUGGGGUUCGAAGACAUGGGAAGC